Acaulospora morrowiae is the source of this 1719-nucleotide messenger RNA. The record is from the annotation of a GenBank genome assembly. Lineage: Eukaryota; Fungi; Glomeromycota; Glomeromycetes; Diversisporales; Acaulosporaceae.
AUGAGCAAUCAGGCACGGGCCUCGCGACAUGCUUCGGGCAUUUUGCCCUCCAAACAAUUUUUUGCACCAAGAAAGCCUAUAACGCAAAGUGCUUCUAUAAGACGAAAGUCGACUAGUCCUAUUGCUCCCAAUUCACAAAACACCACUUCACCAACACCUCAAACCACAUCACUUUCGUUCACGUCCACAACCGGACUACCACCUCAUAGCAUCCAAUCGGAAGAAGAAGAAGUCUCUCUUUUACACCAGUCUGCGAUGCUCUCGUCGCUAUCCUCUGUCGUAACUUCAGCUAAUCCAUCGCUUGACCAGUCACUUGAUAGUAUUUUCAGCUCCGAGUUAUCAGAAAGCGCACCUGGUCGGACUGCUGCGCCUAUUCGACCCCCGAGCGCGCUUCUUAUUCGACGUUCAUAUCGUCAACAAACUGGAAACGGUGAUAUAUCACAGGCUACCAUUGAUUCCGUCUUGGAACCGGUCACCAAUGUUCCCGUCUUAGAGUCCACAACUUAUAGAAAUUCAGCUCUUCAAAAUACUGACUCCAGGGAUUUUGCGAUGGCUGCAUCGUUCACAAGGCAUUCUGAUAAUACUUUACCUAACACACCAUCCACAAAACUUCACUUAAUUUCACCAAAAAACACAUCGACCAAACAGACAUCUAAUGUGACUACGUACUCGGUCGCGGCAAAACAUAUGCCCCGUAUAAUAACAAAAUCCUCUUCAAUAUCAAACGCGAAUGAGAAAGGGCACAAACGUCUUUAUCAAGUUUGGCCCGGAAGAAAUCGAUUCUUUUUAGGUGGACGGAUAAUGACUAGCCGAGAUUUUCCAGCAUUCUUAAUUGCGUUCUGUGCACUUAUCAUACCGUCCGGACUCUUUUUGGGAUUUACGUGUCCAUACCUAUAUCGUAACGUUUCACCCGCAGUGGUCUUUAUAUUUAUCUAUUUCUUUUUAUUGGCACUUACCAGCAUGCUUAGAACAUCUUGGUCUGAUCCGGGGAUCAUUCCGCGUAAUCUGGAUCCUUCUCCACCGACAGAAGACCUUGAAGAUACCGAAAAUAAUGCGAACAGCGAUUCAUAUCCUCCGACACGUAGCAUACCACUUCCCAAAGAGGUUAAAAUUAAUGGGCAAACGAUUAGACUAAAAUAUUGUGAAACCUGCAAAAUUUAUAGACCCCCAAGAUGUAGCCAUUGCCGACAAUGUGACAAUUGUGUUGAAAACGAGGAUCACCACUGCAUAUGGCUGAAUAAUUGCAUUGGGCGAAGGAAUUAUAGAACAUUUUUUACCUUUAUCGCCACCGCCACCGUCUUGUGCUUUUAUGUUUUGGGAUUUUGCUUAGUACACUUGUUCUUAGUGAUGAAAGAUAAAAACAACAAUUUUGUGUACUCCAUAAUCGAUGCACCAAUUCGCGUACCUCUUUCACGAAGGAAUGGUACUAGAAACCUAAACCCUUUUGACUUCAGAAAUUUUCAUAGAAAUUGUUUAUGGGUGCUUUGUCGGCCUUUGACACGAAGGUGUUCGGUCAGUCGAAGAUCCUUUGUUGAUGAAAAUGAUUUGGACGAAUGCGAAAGCGCACAAAAUGAAUUGCAGCAACGACGAACGAAUAAUUCCGUAAAUACGGAAACCACCAUCAUAGAACAACCCAAAAGUAAAGAAUUGACUAAUCUAGAAUCUCCCACAACAGAAUCACGAGAACGGCAAGAUCAAUUCAAUGCCAUCAUUGUUUAA